Molecule: messenger RNA, 881 nt
Organism: Bradysia coprophila
Lineage: Eukaryota; Metazoa; Arthropoda; Insecta; Diptera; Sciaridae
Product: vascular endothelial growth factor receptor 3-like
Source: RefSeq, a predicted model, not a curated record
CUUGUGUGCCAGACUCACGCAACGAUUCGCAAAUACUUUUCCCCAUCCGAUACCACCCACCCAAGAUAGAAUCAGCCACUGGACUGUAUGGAACCGAAGGAGAACAGCUGAAAUUGAAUUGUUCGAUUGUAGUUCGAACAGGUGAAAAGGUAGCCAUCGAGUGGAAAUUACCGAAUGCUUCGUUACAGGAGGCGCGAGUUGUUCAAUCCAAACUAACAAUCGUAAAUCAUCCAACAAGACCGCAUCUGCAAAUAGGAAUGAGCGAAAUUUUAAUCAGAAAUGUUGACAAAGUCAUGGACGAAGGAGUUUAUGAAUGCGAGGCUAUUGACGAACUUCUAAACAAAAGUUUCGACAGAAUUUUUAUUGAAAUUUUGGGAAAAGGUGACGACGCUCUCGACAUUCAAGCGAUGGAUGGAAUUUAUAGAAUCGAAAUCAGAAGAUGGCAAACGGCAAUAUGGAAAGUGAAAUAUAAAGGGCGUCCAAAGCCAACGAUUGAUUGGUAUCAUCCAUCAGGCGAAAAAAUACUUGGAGAUGAUGAAAAAUGUGAAGUGAAGGUCACAACAGACUUUACCGUUUUGAAAAUAUUGACCGUUGAGCUGGAAGAUUUUGGCUUCUACACAUUGAAAGCUUCCAAUGGAGUUAGUUCAAUGGAGAAAAAAUUCGAGCUACGCGUUAAAGUGCGUCCAGCUGCUGAGGUUAAAAGUGUAGUGUCGCGGGUCAACGAAAAUGCAAGACUUGUAUGUAAUUGUGCAGGAUAUCCUCCGUCGUCAAUAACGUGGAUGUUUGCACCAUGCCAAUGGACAAUGAUGAGUGUAAUGCCUGAUUGUGAAGACUAAUAUUGUUUGAGAUUUGAAAUAAAAGACUUCUAUUUGGGACUUGUG